Molecule: messenger RNA, 1245 nt
Organism: Nerophis lumbriciformis (worm pipefish)
Lineage: Eukaryota; Metazoa; Chordata; Actinopteri; Syngnathiformes; Syngnathidae
Source: RefSeq, a predicted model, not a curated record
AUGAAACUAACAAGAGCUUAUGUUACGCUGUGGCUGUUCACCUGGUUUGCUGAGUUGGGCUUCCUUCAGGCUGUUACUCUUGAAGUGAGGGAGGGGAACGCCACAUGUAUCAAGACUGAACUCACUGCAUUGCUCUCGAUCACGUACAACACAUCCAGCAAUUCGACAUCUGUACAAGUGCCACUUCCCAACACGACCACAGUCGAUGCAGGAAGCAGUUCUUGUGGUGCAGUUGGCAGCAUACCUUCACUGGUGGCAACCUUUGGAUCUGGACACACACUGGGACUGAGCUUCUCAACAAAUGGAAGUUUUUAUAGUGUGGACACAGUAAUGCUGCAGUAUAACCUUAGUGACUCCUCCAUAUUCCCUGACGCCAACAGCUCUGCUGUGGUGACUGUUGUGUCAUCUUCGGUUGGGAUCUGGGCAGCAAUCAACACUACCUACCGUUGUGCGAGUGCCAUUUCUGUUGUAGUCGGGGGACCAGUGGUCACUUUUUCUGAUAUGAGACUUGAAGCCUACAUGCCAGGAAAUGAUCUGAGUCCAGCUGAAACAGAAUGUGCAGCAGACCAACCUAGUACUCCAACUACCACCACUGCCCAUACUCCAGUCACACCAGCACCCACACCACCCGGAACACCUGAACGAGGAACUUACUCCAUUGACAACAGCAAUGGCACUGUUUGCCUAUUAGCUCAAAUGGGAUUACAGCUAAAUUUUUCCUAUGUCUCUCAAUCUCAGAAUAAGACUGUACAAGAAAUCUUUAAUCUCACCCCUAAUUUGACAAGUUCUUCUGGGUCAUGUGAAGUCAAUAGGGCUACCUUGGUUCUGUCUCAGGACGGAACCACAUCACUUAACCUCACCUUUACCCUGAAUGCGACUACCAACAAAUAUCACCUUAACGGGAUAAACAUGCUAGCCAAUUGGUCUGACAUGGCAGCUCCAUUUUUAGCAAGUAACACCAGUCUUGACUACCUUCGGACUACCCUGGGACGCUCCUACAUGUGUAAUGCUGAACAAACUCUGGCUGUAGUGUCAAGCUUCUCUCUCAACACAUUCAGGCUGCAAGUUCAACCUUUUGGAGUGACCACAAAUCAGUUUGCCACAGCGGAGGAAUGUCAGAUGGAUCAAGACCAGAUGCUUAUCCCCAUCAUUGUUGGAGCAGCGCUUGCUGGCCUCGUGCUGAUUGUCCUCAUUGCAUAUCUGAUAGGCCGCAAGAGGAGCCAUGCUGGAUACCAGACCAUCUAA